Exaiptasia diaphana is the source of this 1661-nucleotide messenger RNA. Its product is annotated as substance-K receptor-like. The record is from RefSeq and is a predicted model, not a curated record. The transcript has 2 exons. The coding region runs from base 51 to 1046 and encodes 331 amino acids. Gene Ontology annotation, molecular function: G protein-coupled receptor activity. NCBI's taxonomy places the organism in Eukaryota, Metazoa, Cnidaria, Anthozoa, Actiniaria, Aiptasiidae. Gene Ontology annotation, biological process: G protein-coupled receptor signaling pathway. Gene Ontology annotation, cellular component: membrane.
UCAGAGUGAACUAGAAAAAAGACACUAUCGCAACACAGCMGAUUUUCAGCAUGAAUAAAAGUUCAGUUCAKAAUGCUAUUGGCGACAAUGCGAAAGUGAAAGAUAUGUCACUCGUUCAACGUCCAGAGUUCGACCAUGAGUUCACCAAACCGAYCCUCGUAACGCUGAUGGUGUYCGCUUGUCUGGUUUCUUUGUUCUCAAACAGUCUCAUCAUUCAUGUGGUCAGAGUGAAUAAAAACAAGCGCAUGCGUACAACGAGGAUGUUUUUCAUCGUUAACAUGGCUUUUGCUAAUGUUUUCGUUUCARUUUGUGUUACUUUCUACACCACCAAGUACAUAUUUAGCGGACUGGAAUGGAGUUCUGGAGUUUUCGAACUGUUCAUCUCCAAGUUGUUCUACUACAUCGAACUAGUAUCAAUAUUGUGUUCCGUAUACAGCCUUGUUGCUAUAACAUUUGACCUUUUCAUGGCUGUAGUGUACCCUUUCAAGUACAAGUGCAGUUCUUCCUGGACAAAGUAUAUUGUACCAUUAGUUUGGAUUGCAUCGUUGACCCUUCCUUCGCAUCUMAUUUUCACAAAUAUCAAAAUAGCUGAAAUCAAGUCUCUYAAUGACAAUAAAACGUACACCGUGGCAUYGGAUGCCACCUUAGAGGCUGCCAUUGUGGCUUCUCUGGGAUAUAUWAUACCUCAUGUUGCCAUGGUAAUGAUGUGCGUCAUGAUCGCAUACAAGCUAUGCACAAGACGACUACCCGGUGCGCGUGUGCAGAACGCUGAUCACCGUCAUUCCGCUGAACACGUAAAAACUGCCAAGAAAUUCAUCCAAAUGAUAGUUUGUGUUAUGCUUGUUUUUAACGUGUGCUGGUUUCCGAGUUUUUUUCUUGUUUGCUUUGUGUACUUUAUGCGUUUAAACUAUGAAUACCACAGCGUUGGAGGCGUUGUUGCUUUUAGUAUAAUAGCCGUAUCAAAUGGAACUUUUAAUAGUWUGAUUUAUGCGAUUUUUUGCUUAGAUUUUCGAGCUGCUUUCAAAAGUGCACUAGGUUGUGGAUGAGAUUUCAUCAUUUGCAGCUAGUUUGUUUSAUCAUUUACAGCUAGUAUAACCCUAUGAACAGUGCUAAGUGCUUGAACUAUGUAGAUGUAGAUGUUUUACCGUUUUUGGUUCAUACCACUAUUGUAAGAUAAUAAGUGUUAAGACGUUCGUAGUAUUUACGGUUUUUUUAAUGAAAUGUAAAAAUAUUUAUCAUUUCCCAAAGCUCAUAACUACGUAUUUCGGCAUAUGAGAAGCAAUACUUAGUGUUGAUCUUCAAUAGAGUGGUUUUCAUUAACCCGUGAAACACUUUAGCGUAUUUAUUGCUAUUACACUUUGGCUCUUUUGUUUUUUAUUGUCUCUAUGCGACUAUUACGAUCUAUUACACUCUUAUUAUUACUUUGUUUCACGGGUUUAUUCAAACCACUCUACUUUGGUUACAACAGAACUCGGGCCAUUAUUUGUUAUUCACUUAAUCAAAAAUUAUAAAGAUAACUUGCAAAAGGACAACAUUCUCCUUAUCUAUUUUAAUAGGACUGAUUUAUUAUUGCACUUUUUAUUUGUUGUAUUAUUAUUAAGUGGCCAUGCAACCUAAUAUUCUCAUUUCAAGACUUUUACUCAAUAAAUUCUCCAAAAGUC